UUGCAGGCUCCUUUAAUCCCCUAUCAAAAGUACACUCGCUUCAUUGCCAACCUUGCGCUAAUCGACGUCCAUUCGGUUUUCUUUCCUACACUACCUAUACUCGCACACGAUGCCAGCACUUCAUCUUCCAUCCAACAGCCCCGGAUUAAGCCUUCCAGCAUCACCGCGACCAAUGCGACAAACGUUGCCUAGCCUAAAGACGGACUUGGUGGACAACGAGACAGCUUCCUCUCCCGCUCAAGAAAAGGGUUAUGCAGCGACAUCAAACAGCAACAGACCGCGAAGACAGGAUUCUCUCAUCUUUAUGAACGCUACUAUCCCACUCAGCCCAACUUCACCUCUCUCCGAAAACAACCAUGGACCAUAUGACGGACUUGUGCCUCGAAAGCGAAGCGGCCUAGCGAGGCUGUUCUGCUGCUUUGGCCGCGAAGAGAGCGCUAGGCGACGAGCCAUGAGAUCCAUGGAUUUCGAAAAGGUCGGAGAGCGACAACACUGGACGGAAUAUUGAACGAAGUCGAACCAGAUCUACAACAACAUGUUGGGAGCAUUUAGUCACAUGGCUUCCACGUUUUUCUCUUUCGCUACAUAUUUCCUUCCACACCUGUAUCAUUUUUUCCUCUUCUUAUAUCCCUUUCUCUUUGUUCUUCCUUCAAGAUUCGUAUACCUUUUUAGAUUUCUUCCAGGCUGUAAAACGCCUUAUCUCUAUCGGUUUCUCUUUACUUUCAUUUGCAUAGCGUCGGCGUUCGAAUACACGCCCACAAGGAAUGGG
Molecule: messenger RNA, 769 nt
Organism: Aaosphaeria arxii CBS 175.79
Lineage: Eukaryota; Fungi; Ascomycota; Dothideomycetes; Pleosporales
Exons: 1
Coding region: 110-508 (132 amino acids)
Source: RefSeq, a predicted model, not a curated record